AUGUUCAGCCGACGACACGAACCUCCCCCGAGCAGCAAUAAGAGCUUCUCCAAAAGUCACCACAAAGCCAGCAAGUCCAGCUCGUCGUUCAGCAAGCAGAAUGGCGUUUCGAAAAGCCGUCACGAACCACGGCGACGCCCAACCACAGCGACAUCGACAAAUGAUGCUACCAUGUCGCCUUCAAGUGUCCUGACUCCUUCCAUCGUGACGCUUGUCGUCGGAAAGGAACAGCGCAUCUUCGCCGCUCAUAAAGACGUUCUCUGUGCUUCACCAUGGUUCGAACGCACAAUGUCGGGGAUGUACAUGGAUCCGGCAUCCAACAAGCGCAUCCAUCUUCCCGACGAAGAACCCGAGAUCUUCUCGUCAGUACUCGAAUACCUCUACAAGGGCGAUUACUACCCACGCUUGGUUCACAACAAGAAGCGGAACUCGUGGGAGAUUGAGCAGCUCGACGAAGACGCUCGUGGUUCUCUAGAGUCGACCGUCUAUCAUCAUUCCGUUGAUGGCGAUAUUCUGAAAGACACCAUCAUCUACUGCACCGCUGAGAAAUAUGGGCUCGAGGAAUUGAAGCGAGUUGCCCUGCGAAAGCAAGGUCUUCAGUCCGGCAUUCAAUGCAGCACCAUUCUGACAUCGGCUCGUUACGCCUAUGCCAAUACGCCCGACACCGACUCGAAGUUGCGGGCUCAUUACCUCGCUCUGAUUAUUCGAAGUCGAAGCACAUUCAAAAGGAGCGGCACGAUGCAACUGGAGAUUUUCAACGGAGGCACUCAACUCUUCUUUGACCUCUUUGUGGCGCUCUGCAACCAUGUCGAUGAUAUCUCGAGCGCUCAGUAA
Pseudomassariella vexata is the source of this 834-nucleotide messenger RNA. RefSeq lists its product as uncharacterized. Lineage: Eukaryota; Fungi; Ascomycota; Sordariomycetes; Amphisphaeriales; Pseudomassariaceae. Bases 1 to 834 code for a protein of 277 amino acids. The transcript is spliced from 3 exons. The record is from RefSeq and is a predicted model, not a curated record. Gene Ontology annotation, molecular function: protein binding.